Messenger RNA from Aspergillus pseudonomiae, 2970 nucleotides. Its product is annotated as PA and RING finger domain protein. The record is from RefSeq and is a predicted model, not a curated record. The coding region runs from base 598 to 2871 and encodes 757 amino acids. The transcript has a single exon. NCBI's taxonomy places the organism in Eukaryota, Fungi, Ascomycota, Eurotiomycetes, Eurotiales, Aspergillaceae.
UGUACGAUACACCUAGUCGUAAGACCUGGGAGAAACCACAACAAACAAACCAGGAAUGUGGACUCACUCUACCACGGUCACCAGGUCGGCAAACGAUUCUGGGGAAUCAAUAACACCCAAGAAUCAUUAUUAGAGUUAGUGCCGGCGUUGCCUGAUCGUCAUGCCUGAGGCACCAUACCCACUAUCCCGUGACUCCGAGGCUGUGCUGCGCUUGUUGCGUGUUACGGAGACGCUCUCCAGGCGCUCGAACAGAGUCACCCUCACAAACUAAACUCUCGUCCUUUCUCCCCUUCUCCACCCCCCGGUCGCAUCAUUCAUGACUCUCUGCAGCUCCUUUUUCCCUCCUUCAUCUUUUGUCCCCGGGUGCUGACUGAACAUCGUUAAUUUGAUUCGCUUUCCCUUUGUUGUUUUCCCUCCCCUCUCGAUGAGUGCCCGCUUUAAUCUCCUUCGACGACCGUCCGAUUGGUCAUAGCUUUCAGUCAACAACAAAAAGAGCCACCGUACCGAACACUGAAACUCUCCUGGAAUCCUCGUCGAUUUCCCUUCCAGUCAGACAGAGGCAGUCUUCCGGUCGUCUAUCUCUGACAAGGCUCAACUAUGCGACCGCCACGUUUGAUCUUUCUUGUUUUCUGUUUCAUCUUCUUUCCGAUCUUCCUCACUCUCUUUUCGGUUCUUACAUCAUCGUCUCGUGUGACCACCCCCAGUUCGUUCGCGGGUCGAGCGACGGGACUUCAUGCUCUCUUUUCUUUCAACAUCCCCUCCUCGCUAUUCCCACCGUCUGCUAUCAUCAGUCUGACCGAUGAUAACUCGACAUUCUUCCUGGCCCGGCCCGCGGCGUUUGGCCCGCUCCUUCCCGACAAGGGGCUCAGCGGUCAGCUAUGGAUCGGCAGCGGAUUCGGAGAUAGAACCACUGCCGGGGCGGAAGGUGAACUAGGGUGUUCAGAUAUUCCAGGAUGGGGUGAGGGCGAGGGUCACAGGCAGGACAUCCCAGCGGUGUCGGAUCCCAUACUCGGGAAGCCUGUGCCCGGUGGUGGAGCUGACCCGGCAGCUUCGAAUAUUCAUCGUACGGAUCCUAAGCAGGACAUCGACGCACAAGCCAGCACAAAUGACGGGGUGGUGACACCGUCGACGAACGAUGGCACGGAUGAUCACCUGCACCACCCACUCCCCGAAUCUAACGUAGCGGAGUCGGGGGCCUCUGAGCAGCGCGGGGAUAGCCACCAGAACAGGCAAACUGAGCAUGCCGAUAUACAGUCUUUACAGGAGAGCGCUGAGAUCAGUGGUAAGGUUGUUCUAUUGAGUCGGGGUGGUUGCGGCUUCUUGGAGAAGGUCAAAUGGGCUCAAAGGCGUGGAGGGAUCGCGUUAAUUGUGGGGGAUGACACCCGUGGAGGUAGCCUUAUCACCAUGUACGCGCGAGGCGAUACAUCCAACGUGACAAUUCCCGCACUAUUCACAUCGUAUACCACGGCGCAUCUACUCUCGUCGCUUGUUCCUCCGCAGGCCGGAGGAGAUUUGAGCGUAGAUGAUCCUUCUGGGCAACGCCACACAAAGCUUUCCAGCCAGAGUACGAUUGGAAACCAGCAGAAAGCGCCUACGCUGACAUCUGCCGCGGCUGUGUCACCAACCUCCACGCGAUAUGCCGCAUCACCUGGUGGGAAAUCGACCUCGGCAACCCGCAAAGCAGGCUUCAUUCAGAGUCUCGUGUCCCUGUUGGGAAUAGGGAGAAACAGUGGACGCGUACCAGAGGAUAGCCAACGACCUCCCAGCAGUGGGAACAUUGAUUGGGUUCUGAAGGAUCCCUGGGAUGAUAUGGAGAUAUCUGAGGACGACACCGAUCGUGUUACCAACCGGGCAAAAGCCGAUAGCGGUGCUGGCGACCGCAAGAAACCUGAAGUUGCUUCUCAAGAGGCCGACGGUGAUGGGUUUAUGAUUGGUGUUCAGGAUUGGCGUGACCCAGACCUUCUAGUCCCGAUCAGCAGUUCCAUCCCAUCGCCGAGCAAUGUCCCGGAGCCGGACGCUAGCAAAACGCAGACCACCGGGAAAGGCUCACGCCCCACAGGUUCCUCGCUCAAGGGCGGUAGCAUAACCCCAGGAAGCGGUGAGUAUCGUACUCUGGAUAAAUCAAAAACUAGCAAAGGAGGGUUGCACAGCUCCAACCACCAGAGCUUGGCUAGUGACACCCAAGGACACCCUAAGCAGAGCAAGGGAUGGUUUGCAAGACAUUUCUCUUGGACGAAGAGUGACGAGAAAGAUGCGAGUCGGCCUUUCAGGCGAGACUAUAUCGAAGAUCGAAAGUUGCAUGGUGCAUCUGCAGUCCAGGGCCUCCAAAACGCUGGACAGCUGGAGCAUGAGGGUUUAUGGGUCACACUGACCCCGACAAGCAUGUCCACUAGUCCGUUCUUCGAUACACUUCUGAUACUCGUCGUGAGCCCCCUGCUUACACUGACGGUGGUGUAUGCUCUUUUGUUGCUGCGCUCUCGCAUCCGUCGACGACGUUGGCGCGCCCCCAAAUCGUUGGUUGACCGUCUUCCCGUAAGAACUUACCACACAAUCAGCACAUCGUCGUCAACAUCAUGCUCGUCCCGGUCCUCUAGCCCUGGCCCGGUCUCACCAACUUCGCCCUUGCUGGGCUCAAAAAGCCGUUCGGGACACCAUCGCUCUCAGGAGACACCGGAGGCCAUGGUAGACCUGAAGAGCUCCAAAAGGAAGUCAUCCAAGAAAGAGAAGUCCGGCCCGUCAUCCGCGCUCUGGAGGCGCAAAUAUACUGGCCGGCAGGUGGAGUGCGUUGUCUGCCUCGAAGAAUACGUGGACGGACAGAGCAGGGUGAUGAGCUUGCCCUGUGGGCAUGAGUUCCAUGCGGAGUGCAUGUAAGUGGCAGUUAACCUAAUUGUCUUCUGGUAAGUGUCGCUAACAGUAACAGUACGCCGUGGCUGACCACUCGUCGGCGAACCUGUCCCAUCUGCAAAGGGG